Molecule: messenger RNA, 3321 nt
Organism: Lycium barbarum (goji berry)
Lineage: Eukaryota; Viridiplantae; Streptophyta; Magnoliopsida; Solanales; Solanaceae
Exons: 4
Coding region: 1-3321 (1106 amino acids)
Source: RefSeq, a predicted model, not a curated record
AUGGAUAAAUCUUGGAUUGGAAUGCCAAGGAACACACCAGAGUAUGUGAUUGGUUUGAAUCAAUUUCUGAAUUUUGCAUGUCCUAAAUGUGGUUCUAGGAAGUGGCAGACCAGGAAAAUAGUGUUUAAUCAUUUGAUUGACAAGCCUUUCCCUAAAAAUUAUGUCACUUGGUUUAUGCACGGGGAAAUGAAUGUAUUGCAUAAUUCCAGAAAUAGAGAGGUCACUCAAGAUGUACCACCCACUGAAAAUCCUGUAGAAUUAUUGAUUAAUGAAGUAUUUGGGGGCUUAAGGCAUGAGGGUGUUGAUGUAGGUCCAUCACAAGUUGUGCGAGAAGAAGAAAUGUUACAUGAUAUGCAUGUUUCAAAUAACGAAGAUUUGUUUGAGUUGCUUGGAGAUGGACGUCAAGAAUUGUAUGAAGGGUCUAAGUACUCAAAGUUGGAAUUUUUAUUAAAGCUUUAUCAUAUAAAGUGUUUGUCUGGGUUAAGUGACAAGGGAAUGACUAUGAUACUAGAUCUACUCAGAGAUGCAUUUAAAUUUGCAAAGAUUCCUAUUUCUUUUUAUGAGUCCAAGAAAACCAUCAAGAAGUUGUGUCUUGAUUAUGUCAAGAUAGAUGCUUGUCCAAAUGAUUGCAUGUUGUGCUGGGAAGAUGAUGUUAAUGCAGAAACAUGCAAGUAUUGUCACACUUCUAGAUGGAAGCCCGAGAAUGAUAGCAAUAAAGAUCAUGCACCUACUACAAGUAAGAAACAAAAGAAUAAAAGGAAAAAGCCUGCAAAAAUUUUGCGCUACUUUCCAUUAAAACCAAGAUUACAAAGAUUGUUCAUGUGCUCUAAGAUUGCUGAGCAUAUGAGCUGGCAUGCGGAGGAUGGUAACAAAGAUGGAACCAUAAGACAUCCUAGAGAUGGUGAGGCAUGGAAGAGGUUUGAUACAACUUUUCCUGAAUUUGCUUCUGAUCCUCGAAAUGUUCGAUUAGGUCUAGCUAGUGAUGGUUUCAAUCCUUUUGGGACAAUGAGUACUAAUUAUAGCAUUUGGCCUGUGGUUUUGGUUCCAUAUAACCUUCCUCCUUGGUUGUGUAUGAAGCAACCAAAUUUCAUCCUCUCAAUGAUAAUUCCAGGUCCACGUACGGCAGGGAAUAACAUAGAUGUAUACCUACAACCCCUUAUUAAGGAGUUGAAUGAGUUAUGGAGGGAAGGUGUGGACACUUUUGAUUCAUCAAAGGAUGAAAUGUUUAGAAUGCGAGCAGCUCUUAUGUGGACAGUUAGUGAUUUUCCUGGACUUGAUAUCUUAUCUGGUUGGAACACACAUACUGGCCUUGCAUGCCCCUCUUGUAAUUUUGACACAGAACCUUGUCGCCUUCGUCAUAGUAGAAAGUGGUGUUUUAUUGGCCAUCGUCGGUUUUUGGGAAGAAACCACAAAUUUAGACUGAUGAGGCAUCGUUUUGAUGGGAAUGUCGAAGAGAGGACCCCUCCGAAGAAGUUAUCAGGGUCAGACAUCUUGCAACAAGUGAAAGAUAUCAGUGUCACAUUUGGAAGACAAACAGAAUUGAAUGGUAAAAGGAAACGAAAUGGGAAAGGGAGUGUUGGAGAAGGUGCAACUCAACAAUGGAGAAAAAAAAAAGCAUAUUCUUCGAUCUUCCAUAUUGGGAGUUUAACUCGUUGCGCCAUAAUUUGGAUGUUAUGCAUAUUGAAAAAAAAUGUAUUUGACAAUAUUAUAUACUCUUUGCUAAAUGAUAAAGAAAAAUCAAAGGAUCAUGUUAAGGCUCGAAGAGAUCUACAAGAUAUGGGUAUAAGGCGUGAUCUUUGGCCGGAUGAGAAUGAUGAAUGUAGGCUUGGUGCAUUUACGAUUCCAAAGGAGAAGAAAGUGACCUUUCUCAAGACUUUAAAGAAUAUCUCAGUGCCGGGUGGUUAUUCAAGUAAUAUAUCUCGUUGUGUUUAUUUGGAUCAGAAAAGGAUCUUUGGACUAAAAAGUCAUGAUUGUCACAUCCUUGUGGAACAAUUGUUACCGAUAGCAAUUCGCAAUGUGCUUCCAAACCAGGUUGUUGCAACUUUGGUAGAGCUUUCCUCAUUUUUUAGGCAUCUUUGUUUGAAAAGCUUAACCCUCGCAGACCUUGAAAAGCUACAAAAUCGAAUUGUGGAAACUCUGUGCCAUCUAGAGAUGUUGUUCCCUCCAUCAUUUUUUACUAUAAUGGUUCAUCUAAUUGUUCAUCUCGUGGAUGAAGUAAUACAAGGUGGCCCGAUGCAUUAUCGAUGGAUGUAUUUUGUUGAAAGAUUGUUAGGUCAUUUAAAGUCCCUUGUAGGGAACAGAUCACAACCAGAAGGUUCCAUAGCUGAAGGCUACAUAGUUGAAGAAGCUCUAACUUUUUUUUCUCGUUAUUUUGAGGGAAUUGAGUCAAGGUUAAAUCGGCCUAAACGUGUAAAUGAUGAACCAAAUUGUAAUGAGGCUUCUGAAAAGUCAUUUAUGUUCCCCCAACAAGGUAAACCUGUUGGAGGUUUCACAACAGAACCAUUGACUCUUUUGGAGAAAACACAAGCUCAUCGAUAUGUGUUACUUAAUUGCGCAACAGUGAAGCCAUUUGUUGAGGAAUUUAGACAUCACAUCAGAAGAAGUAGAGGCCGAAAACUUUCACCAACAGAGGUAGAGAGGAGAGUUAGUAAAGAAUUCCCUGAUUGGUUUCCUAAGAGAAUAAUGAAUCCGGAUAUAGCAGACACUAUCUCCGAUGAUAUGAAGUUCUUAGCACCAGGUCCGGCACAAGAUGCAAGAAGAUUUAGUGCUUAUAACAUUAAUGGAUUCAAAUUUCGGACUUUGUCUAGAGAACAAGGAUUAAAAACUCAAAAUAGUGGAGUCUUUCUUGUCUCUGACACUUCUUGUGUUGCAUCUAGUGCAGAUAGAUAUGAAAGACAAGCAGACCUGCCAUAUUACGGGAGGUUGGAAGAUAUUAUUGAGCUUAAUUACUAUGGCCGAUUCAGGGUUGUUCUCUUCAAAUGUCAGUGGGCUGACACUACUCGAAACAGAGGGUUCAAAUCAGAUGUUUGGAAGUUUAAUUGUGUCAACUUCUCUAAAUUGAUUCACACUGGUGAUCGUGAGGAUGACGAUCCGUAUAUUGAAGCAUCACAAGCAAAUAUGGUCUAUUAUGUUGAUGAUGAAACUGAUAAAGGAUGGAGUGUGGCUGUACAUCUAAAGCCAAGAGAUUUGUUUGACAUGGGAGAGGUUGAUGAAGAGGAAAUAUACGAGAAUGAACCAUAUCAACAACAAGAAUUUGGACAAUUUUUUGAUGUUGAUUAUAAGAAUAUCCAAAUUGCAAUAGAGGAGAAUAUGACUGAAUAG